Messenger RNA from Salarias fasciatus (jewelled blenny), 1973 nucleotides. RefSeq names its product TM2 domain containing 3 (gene tm2d3). The record is from RefSeq and is a predicted model, not a curated record. The transcript has 6 exons. Lineage: Eukaryota; Metazoa; Chordata; Actinopteri; Blenniiformes; Blenniidae. The coding region runs from base 28 to 813 and encodes 261 amino acids.
CAGCUCUGCUCCACAGAAACAGCAGCAAUGGCUACCAUCAGUCAGAGAUGGAGACCAGACCGAGGACGGGGCUUUAAACAUUAUGUGACUGUUGCCAUUUUAUUAACGAACCUGCUCUUACAGUGCGUCAAUGGAUACCUGAGCUCUCCUCAUGUUGGCCAGGAGCCUCUGUACACCAGAGAUGCCCAGCAUGGACCAGUCAUCACCAGCCCGGUGGUGCCUGCUGCAGCCUCAGCCUCUCCUACUGAUGAAGAGAGCUACACUUCCAAGUGUCCCAGUGGUGGUUUGUGUAACCGCUUGCCUGCUGACUGCAUCCAGUGCAACUACCACCACAACUGCACCUACGGCAAACCUGCAGCUUUCAGCUGUAAACCUAAAAAAGGCGUCCACUGCAUAGGAGAAUCAGGCCAGCAGCAAUCCAAUUUCACCCUCUCCAUCAUCUGUCAGUUCUGCUGGCAGAUGGACCCAUCUCAGUACCGCUGCUCAAACUCCACCAACUGCAUGACGGUUUCUUGCCCCCGAACGCGCUACAACGCUACCUGUGACGCGUUAGAACAUGUUCACUGUCUAGGUCGAAGACGUUUUCAGAAACGUCUGUUCUGUAACUGGACCGGUGGUUACAAAUGGUCGACGGCGCUGGCGCUCAGCAUCACCCUCGGGGGUUUCGGCGCAGACCGCUUCUAUCUGGGCCAGUGGCGGGAGGGUCUGGGAAAGCUGUUCAGCUUCGGAGGCCUGGGCAUCUGGACUCUGAUCGACGUCCUCCUGAUCGGCGUUGGCUACGUGGGACCCGCCGACGGUUCUCUCUACAUCUGACGCAACGCCCCGCUGACUCUGGCUGGCUUGUGCGUCGCUUCUGCUUCUUAAGAUCCGAGAUCUUGUGUUCUUAGCACGUUUCGCCUGCCCGAGCUCGCUGCGCAACACGUCCCCAUCCCAUCUGCUGACAGGCAGGAAGUGUUUUCCUCCGCCACGCCAACGAUAACUCUACCCACACAGCCAUCAGAUCGAUCCCCAUCGCUCCUGUUGAGCGUCCACAGAUGGAGCUGUGCAGGAGGACGAGGAGCCAGCAAUUACGUCUGUCUCGUCGCCUUGACUUCUCUGGUGUUUAAACUCGGCCGUGCUGAUAAAUUGCUCUGGUUUCCCGCGGAGCGGCGCUUUCCUCAGACGCCUUGUCACCUCGGAGCCGUGUAUCGCUCCUCCCCAUCGCAAGGUAAACGCAUCAGCGAGGGUCAAACGGUAACCAUGGCUACAGAGCUUUUUAUAGUAACGCUACACACACAUCCACCAGAGACGUGUUGAAAGCUAAUAUUUAUGUCCUGAAAGAAUGAAUGUGCAGAAGGGAUGUUGUUUUUAUUGAUACGUGUUGCUGUGAAUCAUUUCUACGGUUCUUUGCAUGUUACUUUACAUUUGUUCCACCAGUGAGUCGGCAGUGCACGACACCACUGUAACAUUUCUUGCGGGUGAAACAUAUAAUUUCAUGGCUUUUCUGGUGGCCAUACAGAAACUGGUGAAAGAAUAUUGUAAUCACUUCACAGCAUGUGGUUGAUGUUUGUUCCUGAGUGUUGAAAACACUUAACAUAUCUCGCCCUGGAAAACUGCAGCUUUGUUUCUCGUGUUGAUAUUACUGAAGAUCUCUCCUGCUUCAUGUGGUUAUUGUUCCUCAGUCUGUAUCGUCCUUCAUGCUGUAGAAAACAGAAAUAUCUUCUGUGUGCUAACACUAAGAUUUCUGAUCAAGGCCACCCACUUUAUGUAAAUAUGUUGUUUUUGAUUUUUUUUCCUCUUUUCUUGGACAAUGUAAAUGUUUUUUUUAAGUUAUGUAAAUAAAUCAAUAAAAUUUAUUUGUUUAUCUGAUUUUUUUCUGAAGCGAUGGGCGACGACACAGUUUGAUGUUGCUGACAUGAGUGAAUAUAUUGAAAACAGGAAGUGACAGUGCUGGUCUCUGAUCCUACUCCUUCCAUACGAUAUGACACGGCAGU